AUGGCUGACUCUACUGGGCCGCGGGCUUCUGGCCACAAGGCCCGGGCUCCCCGCGCCUCCCGAAAAGCCGCAGGUAGGAACAAGGGCCUCUUCCCAUGUUUGGACCCUGAGAACUGGAUCCGGACCGAGUUCGAGACCGAGGCGCUGGGGGCGCCCCCGAAGGCUGCCCCGGGGGAGGAGGUCUCCGGGAUAGGGAAGGCCAAGAGCUUCCCACCGCCGUCCUCGCGCCUUCUGGGAAAGACAGCUCUGCACGAGUUUCCCCCAGCACUUGACCUACUGGUUUUAUUUUUAAUUGUAGGUACUAAACAGACAAGUGCCUUGAAACAAGAAGAUGCUUCCAAAAGGAAAGCAGAACUAGAAGCAGCUGUGAAAAAGAAGAUUGAAUUUGAAAGAAAAGCUCUGCAUAUUGUUGAGCAGCUUUUAGAAGAGAAUAUUACAGAAGAAUUCCUAAUGGAGUGUGGGAAGUUCAUCACACCUGCUCACUACAGUGAUAUUGUGGAAGAACGUUCUAUUGUCAAAUUCUGUGGUUAUCCUUUAUGUCAGAAGAGGCUGGGAAUUGUACCAAAACAGAAAUAUAAAAUUUCUACCAAAAACAAUAAAGUCUAUGAUAUUACUGAAAGAAAGUCUUUUUGCAGCAACUUUUGUUAUCGAGCAUCCAAGUUUUUUGAAGCACAAAUUCCCAAAACUCCAGUAUGGGUUCGAGAAGAAGAAAGGCAUCCUGAUUUUCAGCUGCUAAAGGAAGGACAAAGUGGCCAUGCUGGAGAAGAAGUACAGUUAUGCAGUAAAGCCAUUAAAACAUCAGAUAUUGACACUCCUGGCCAUUUCAAAAAGCAAUAUGAAUCCAGUUCUUCUAGUACUCAUAGUGAUAGUAGCAGUGAUAAUGAGCAAGACUUUGUUUCCUCCAUUCUACCAGGAAACAGACCAGAUGCACCAGGUAUAAGGCCACAGCUGCACAAAAAAAGCAUAAUGAAAAUGAAAGCUGGUCAAAAAACUGAUUCCAAACACAAAGACAAAGAACAGACAGUAGUAGAUGUCACUGAGCAGUUAGGCAAUUGCAGAUUAGAAAAUCAGGAGAAAGCUGCUGCUUGUGAACUUCCUUUACGGAAAUUAAAAACUCACAUUUCUUCAAAUAGUCCUUUGCAUGAAAGAGUAAAAGCUUCCGAAAAUUCUGAAAAUAAAUACAAUUGGUCAGAAAUAACUCUAGUAGGUAUAAGUAAGAAAAGUGCUGAGCAUUUUAGGAGUAAAUUUGCCAAAUCAAACCAAGUUUCUAGGUCAGCGUCUAGUUCAGUGCAGGUGUGUCCUGAAAUUGCAAAGACAAACUUACUUAAAGUCCUGAAGGGUACUUUGAUUGAAUGGAAGACAGAAGAAACUUUAAGGUUUCUGUAUGGCCAGAAUUAUACUUCUGUGUGUCUGAAACCCUCUUCAGCCUCUCUGGUUAAAGAAGAACUUGACGAAGAUGACAUAAACUCUGACCCAGAUAGUCAUUCCCCUAGCUUGAGGGAAUCUCAGAACAGCUUGGAUGAGUCUUUACCUUUUAGGGACUCAGACACAGCUAUUAAACCAUUGCCAAGUUAUGAGAAAUUGAAAAAAGAAACUGAAACAUUAAAUCUAAGGAUCAGGGAGUUUUAUAGAGGACAAUAUGUUUUGAAUGAAGAAAAUACCAAAUCACAAGACUCGGAAGAGCAUGAACCCACCUUUCCACUGAUAGAUUCAAGUUCCCAGAACCAGAUUAGAAGACGCAUCGUACUUGAAAAAUUGAGUAAAGUAUUGCCUGUACUUUUGGGUCCUCUUCAGAUUACAUUGGGAGAUAUUUCCACACAACUUAAAAAUCUUGUUCGAACUUUCAGAUUAACAAAUAGAAAUAUUAUACACAAUCCUGCAGAGUGGACUUUAAUUGCUAUGGUGUUGCUGUCAUUACUGACCCCGAUUCUUGGCAUUCAGAAGCAUUCUGAGGAAAAUGUGGUAUUUAUACAGUUUAUAGCCACCCUGCUUGAAGAAUUACAUCUAAAGAAUGAAGACCUUGAAAGUUUAACCAUCAUAUUUAGAAGCAACUGUUAACCAGAGUGAUAUAUUUCAUGAAGACAGAAUAAAAGAUGAACUUCCAUUCACCAUUUUUGGAAUUCUAACCACAAUGACGGUCUAGUGGUGACCGAUAACUAGCUUUGUUACAAAAAAGACCUUUACCUCCUUAGAUUUCAACCCCUACCUCCCAGUCCCUAACUGUAGAGGAUAACUUCCCUAGAGGAGAACAAUUACUCCAAUAAGGAUAAUCAAGUCCUUGUAUCCCUAGCUACAAGACAUAGUAUUUUUAUUUGAAAAUGAAAGUUGAAGUCUUAAAUUGAAACUUGGAAUGAAUACUCAAGAAAAUAUAAUGACCUCUGAUUUUUCUGGAUGAUUCCAGCCAUCAUAUCGGUUAACCAAAAAAAAAAAGACAAGAGAGAGAAAAUUACCAUUUUGGCCUCCCAAUCUAAACUCUAGAUUCUGAAGAACAGCAAACAAUUAGGUCAAUAAAUGCAAUCUAAGAUGAA
This is a messenger RNA of Galeopterus variegatus (Sunda flying lemur), 2528 nucleotides long. RefSeq names its product RNA polymerase II associated protein 2 (gene RPAP2). The transcript is spliced from 14 exons. Gene Ontology annotation, cellular component: cytoplasm; nucleus. NCBI's taxonomy places the organism in Eukaryota, Metazoa, Chordata, Mammalia, Dermoptera, Cynocephalidae. Gene Ontology annotation, molecular function: RNA polymerase core enzyme binding; RNA polymerase II CTD heptapeptide repeat phosphatase activity. Bases 1 to 2058 code for a protein of 685 amino acids. The record is from RefSeq and is a predicted model, not a curated record.